AUGCGCAAGACUUAUAACAAUAUCCAGAAACUGAAGAUGCUCUUUCACAAAAAGCCGAAAGAACCUAGCAAGGAGGAGAUCCUACCACAGCAGCCGAAUGGUGAGAUAGUGAACACUGGCGGAGGAGUGCUCUACUACUAUUACGAGGAGGAUGAAGAAGAGGAAGAGGAAGAGGAAAAUGAUCUGCCUCCCCCUGAGCCCCCUAAACCUGUCAAUGACAAACCCCACAAGUUCAAAGACCACUACUUCAAGAAGCCAAAGUUCUGUGAUGUCUGUGCACGAAUGAUUGUCCUUAACAACAAGUUCGGCUUGAGGUGCAAAAAUUGCAAAACCAAUAUCCACCAUCACUGCCAGUCUUACGUGGAGUUUCAGAGGUGUUUUGGAAAGAUUCCUCCUGGUUUUCGCCGUGCCUACAGCUCUCCCCUCUACAGCAACCAGCAGUUUGCCUGCAUCAAGGAGCUCCUGCCUUUCUCUGCUGCCAACCGCUCCGACCCGGUUUAUGAGACACUGAGGACAGGAGUAGUGAUGGCAAAUCGCGAGAGGAAGAAGAACUCUGAGGGCAAAAAAAAUCCUGCGCAAAUGGUUGAUGAAGAACUUGAUAAUCCCAAGCCUGGGGAAGAGCACGGGUCAGGAGGUAGGUCUGGGGGCAGCAAAGCACCAGACAAAAAGGACAAGAAUAAUCCCGAUGAGGCCAAGAACAAAAAGCCCCAGCCAGGCAUGCGAGGUGGUUUCGCACAGACUCACUAUUUUGUAGCAUUGUACAGAUACAAAGCACAGGAGAAAGAUGACCUGGAUUUCCAUGCAGGGGACAGAGUAACUGUCUUUGAUGACUCCAAUGAAGAAUGGUGGAAGGGAAGAAUCGGAGAGAAGUCUGGCUACUUCCCAGCAAACUACAUCAUAAGAGUGCGUGCAGGAGAACGUGUUCACAAAGUUAUCCGCUCAUUUGUUGGCAAUAAGGAAAUGGGCCAGAUUACUCUGAAGAAGGAUCAGAUUGUUGUGCAGAAAGGUGAGGAGGUCAAUGGCUACAUCAAGGUGUUCACUGGCAGGAAGGUGGGAAUGUUCCCUGUCGACUUCCUGGAGGAAAUCUGA
Molecule: messenger RNA, 1089 nt
Organism: Carcharodon carcharias (great white shark)
Lineage: Eukaryota; Metazoa; Chordata; Chondrichthyes; Lamniformes; Lamnidae
Gene: stac3
Product: SH3 and cysteine rich domain 3
Exons: 11
Coding region: 1-1089 (362 amino acids)
Biological process (GO): skeletal muscle contraction; positive regulation of protein localization to plasma membrane; positive regulation of voltage-gated calcium channel activity
Cellular component (GO): extrinsic component of cytoplasmic side of plasma membrane
Molecular function (GO): protein binding
Source: RefSeq, a predicted model, not a curated record